Orussus abietinus is the source of this 2435-nucleotide messenger RNA. It is a transcript of the gene fzy, whose product is annotated as cell division cycle protein 20 homolog. The record is from RefSeq and is a predicted model, not a curated record. NCBI's taxonomy places the organism in Eukaryota, Metazoa, Arthropoda, Insecta, Hymenoptera, Orussidae. Gene Ontology annotation, biological process: positive regulation of ubiquitin protein ligase activity; anaphase-promoting complex-dependent catabolic process; positive regulation of anaphase-promoting complex-dependent catabolic process. Gene Ontology annotation, cellular component: anaphase-promoting complex. Gene Ontology annotation, molecular function: protein binding; anaphase-promoting complex binding; ubiquitin ligase activator activity. The coding region runs from base 257 to 1837 and encodes 526 amino acids. The transcript is spliced from 8 exons.
ACGGUUUUAAAUGACCGUACUGGUAUGUACGAAGCAACAUUUCCUGAGCGUUUAUAAAAGAAAGCUGCAUCUUUAUUGAUAUCAGAAAAACCGGUGGUGAGGAGUUCUGGCGUGAAAUGCUUCGUUAGAAUUUGUGUGAGAUGCAGUUGUAAAUUUACUGCCAUUGAAUAUUAUUCCCUUUUCUAAUUUUCAGACAAAGGAACUGUUUCGAGUAGAUAAUUAGGGAAAUUGUGAUUUUGGAAUUGAAAGAAGCAAUAUGUCCCAUUUAAAGUACAUGAAAGAGCUAAAUAGCUUAACUUGCUUAAGUGAAAAUAUUAAAGGUCCAAUGCCUCGAUGGCAGAAAAAAUAUCUGGAGACUUCAAACUCCAGCAUCAACGCAAGCUCAAAUUCCUCUCGAAAAGCAAUGAGUUCCUCUUCUGCAAAUUCAACCACAGGUAAAACACCAACUAAGCAUCCUGAAAUGCGUACCAAGAAGACACCAUCAAAAAGUGUGAAAAAGUCUCCAAGUCGUGCUUCAACUCCUGCAAAGACUCCUAGUGGUGGUGACAGAUUCAUACCAUCCCGAUCGACUACCAAUUUUGACUUAGGCCACUACAAGCUUCAACAAGCUUCACAAAAUACUGAACAAAACGAAGAAAAAUGUGACAAUGUGAGCCCUAGUAAGAAGGAAAUGCAGAGACUAAUGGGAGAGAAUUUUCACGGAGGUGAUAUAAACAACAUGAGAGUUUUAUCCUACCAAAACAAGGCUCCUGCCCCGCCUGAGGGAUAUCAGAAUCCUCUUAGAGUAGUCUAUAGUCAAACGAAAACUCCAGCUGGCGUGAAGGCAUCCACCAGAUAUAUUCCACAAGCUCCAGAUAGAAUAUUAGAUGCUCCUGAUAUUGUUGACGAUUAUUAUCUUAAUUUGAUCGAUUGGUCACCUAACAAUGUCCUUGCUGUAGCACUAGGAGGAAAUAUUUAUCUUUGGAAUGCAGGAACUGGAACUAUUGAGCAGUUGCUGGAAAUGGAAGGUAACGAUUAUGUAUGCUCGGUAGGUUGGAUUCAAGAAGGUCCAUACUUAGCAGUUGGGACUACAUCUGGUAAUACCGAACUGUGGGAUUGCAGUCAGAUGAAAAGGGUUCGCAUAAUGAAUGGUCAUUCAGCCAGAGUUGGGUCUCUUGCUUGGAAUUCUCACAUAUUGACAAGUGGAUGCAGAUCUGGUCAAAUUGUGCAUCAUGAUGUAAGACAACGCGAUCACUUGGUUUCAUCUAUGAAUGCUCAUACGCAAGAAGUUUGCGGUUUAAAGUGGUCGCCUGAUGGAAAAUAUUUAGCAUCAGGUGGCAAUGAUAAUAUGCUGCAGAUUUGGGCAUCUCUUAUGGGCCAGAAUCAUUCACACACUCAACCCUUGUAUUCAUUGAAUCAGCAUCAAGCGGCCGUGAAAGCUCUUUCAUGGUGCCCGUGGCAAAAUAAUAUCUUGGCCAGCGGUGGUGGUACUGCCGAUCGUACGAUACGAUUUUGGAAUUGCAAUACUGGUGCUUGCCUAAAUUCAGUGGACACAAAGUCACAGGUCUGUGCGUUACUGUGGUCAACUACGUACAAGGAAAUAGUGUCGGGACAUGGAUACGCUCAAAAUCAACUUACUAUUUGGAAAUACCCUGCCAUGAAUAAAGUUGCAGAAUUAACAGGACACUCUAGUAGAGUUUUGCACUUGGCUAUGUCACCCGAUGGAACCACAGUACUCAGCGCUGGUGCCGAUGAAACGUUGAGAUUGUGGAAGUGUUUCCAACCUGAUCCUCACAAAAAGAAAGAAUUGAGCGAAGUAAAAGCAGUACCAUCGAAACUUAAGCAAUUAAUUCGAUAAAGGCCUAUAGUGACUUAGUGAAACAAAAUUCUUGUAUUUAUUUUUCAUCGAACAUUUCAUUGAAGUAGUGUAACGCGACUAGUAAGUUUAGAGAAUAAAGAUUUUUGAACAACUCUCUGCCGACGUGUACUUUGGACAUACAAAAUCGUUAACAUUGAUUUAUAAUUUUCAACUACGAUCAUAAAGUUUCAUUAAGUCUAUAAAUGUAUGUUUUACAACGGAAAUGUACAGUAAUUUUUAUAAAAAUACAGUAACUUAGAAAUAAUAACGGUUUUAGUCAUGUACUGUGCCAUUGCAAGUAGGUAUAUGUAAUUUUAUAAAUAUACACAAGAAUAAUUUCAUAUUUUUCCCUGACAUUUGACUUGGCAUGAUAACGUUAAAUGCAUAUGUAUAUUUUAAGAAAAGUAAUUUGUACUGUGCUACACAACUUCAAAAUGCAUCGAAACUAUGUGUUUGAUAUUGGUGUUACGUGAUUUAUCCAUUUCAUUAAUUAAUUAUUUAAAAUAGUUACACCAAUGUUUAUUUCAGUCUUCCUAGUUUCAUUUGUACGCUUAAUGCCGAAACGAGCUUCCACUUUAGUAUGAAAAAUAUAUUUGUC